Lemur catta (Ring-tailed lemur) is the source of this 2411-nucleotide messenger RNA. It is a transcript of the gene FBXO2, whose product is annotated as F-box protein 2. Bases 449 to 1339 code for a protein of 296 amino acids. The record is from RefSeq and is a predicted model, not a curated record. Gene Ontology annotation, cellular component: SCF ubiquitin ligase complex; cytoplasm. The transcript has 6 exons. NCBI's taxonomy places the organism in Eukaryota, Metazoa, Chordata, Mammalia, Primates, Lemuridae. Gene Ontology annotation, molecular function: protein binding; ubiquitin protein ligase activity. Gene Ontology annotation, biological process: glycoprotein catabolic process; SCF-dependent proteasomal ubiquitin-dependent protein catabolic process.
UACCUGGGGGGAGGGGGCGGAGCGGGCGUCCUAGCCCCGCAACUCCGCCUGCGCCGCUCGAUUCCCGCGCCCUCCGCCUGACCCAGACUCGCGCUGCCCCCCUCGCCUCCUCCUCCUCCUAGUACCCCCCAGGAGCUGAGGGACGGCCCAGUCGGACCCCCCACUUGAGAAAACCCGACUGCUGACCUUUCCCGGCCUCCUGGGUCCGCCGAGGAAGCCGGAGCCUUAGCCCUCGGCCGACUGCUGCGACUGCGGGGCGGCUGGGCCCGGGGCCAAAGGCGGGGCGGGGCGGCAGCGGGGGCCUUUAAGAGGCGCGGCCGCCGGGACCGACCCAGACGCGGGCAGCGCCGGGACUCGCCACCGCCACCAACGCCGCCGCCGCCGCCGCCGCUCGCAGCCCGCAGCGCUCCGGCUCCUCCUCCUCCUCUCGCGACCGCCCUCCGCAGCGAUGGACGGAGACGGGGACCCAGAGAGCGUGGGCCGGCCGGAGGAACAGCCGGAGGAGGCGUGCGCGGAGGCGAGCGCCGAGGAGGAGCGGCCCGAGGACCCGGAGGAGGAGGACCAGGAGGCGGCGGCGGCGGCGGACCUGGCGGAGCUGCCCGAGCCGCUGCUGCUGCGCGUGCUGGCCGAGCUGCCGGCCGCCGAGCUGGUGCGGGCCUGCCGCCUGGUGUGCCUGCGCUGGAAGGAGCUGGUGGACGGCGCCCCGCUGUGGCUGCUCAAGUGCCAGCAGGAGGGGCUGGUGCCCGAGGGCGGCGCGGAGGACGAGCGCGACCACUGGCAGCAGUUCUACUUCCUGAGCAAGCGGCGGCGCAACCUGCUGCGCAACCCGUGCGGGGAAGAGGACUUGGAGGGCUGGAGCGACGUGGAGCACGGCGGGGACGGCUGGAGGGUGGAGGAGCUGCCUGGAGACUGUGGGGUGGAAUUCACCCACGAUGACAGCGUCAAGAAGUUCUUCGCCUCCUCCUUCGAGUGGUGUCGCAAAGCGCAGGUCAUUGAUCUGCAGGCGGAGGGCUACUGGGAGGAGCUGCUGGACACGACUCAACCGGCCAUCGUGGUGAAGGACUGGUACUCAGGCCGCUGCGACGCCGGCUGCCUGUACGAGCUCACCGUGAAGCUGCUGUCUGAGCACGAGGACGUGCUGGCGGAGUUCAACAGCGGGCAGGUGGCAGUGCCGCAGGACAGUGACGGCGAGGGCUGGAUCGAGAUCUCCCACACCUUCACCGACUACGGGCCAGGAGUCCGCUUCGUCCGCUUCGAGCACGGGGGGCAGGACUCCGUCUACUGGAAGGGCUGGUUUGGGGCCCGGGUGACCAACAGCAGCGUGUGGGUGGAGCCCUGAGCGACCCUCCUCCAAGCUUCCCCAGCUGCCUGGAGGGGCAGAGCUGGGGUAGAUAGGCCUUAACUUAGUCGUAACAUCCUCGCCUUCCCCAAGCCACGAGCCCUCCUUCUCUCACGCCCCCUGCUACAAGCCCAGCCCCCAGGUGGGGAGAGAGGGGUUUACUGGCAUACAUUUGCUUCUGUUUGCACCUUCUCGGCAGCCGGCUUCUAGAAUGUACGAUCGGUGAGGGCGUGGGCCCUGCUGAAUCUCCUGCACCUAGUACAGUGCCUACCUCAAAGUGGGCACUUAAUAAAUAUUAUUUGUCCAAGGAAGGAAUGAAUGAACAAAGGAUGAAUGAACACCUCUCCCCUCCCAUCCUUUUCUGUAUUCUGAGGGCCCAGCCUGGAAAAACACUUGGUGGGGCUCCAGCUGCUCCGGUUUCCAGGGGCCCUUGGGCCGGUAUGGAGCCGGUCAGGCCCGGGCCGGCAGGGCUGGACAAAGGCUGGGAUUGUGAGGCCAAGGAGGGGUGAGCUGGGCCUGGCGCCUGAUUGACACCCUAGCUGCCCAGAGGCCAGAACAGAGUGUGGGGGGGCUGCCUCCCAGGCCUCUCUUGGCUCAGCGAUUAUCCUAUGCCUUGCUGCCUCCCAAUCCAUUUCUGAAGGCAGGGUGGUGAGGUCGUGGUGACACUGGAUCUGGGUACCAGUUCUCCUGGGCCCGGGUCAGGGAGUUGCAGGGGGGAGCACAGAAAGGACCAGUUUGUCAUCCCUCUUCAGUUCGUGCCCACGCCGUGCUGUCCUGGCGUUGGAUUGGACAGGAGUCAUUAGCAUCUGGUCUCAUUGGUCAUUUUCCAAGCUUGGCCCUGAGGCUGGCCCCUGGCACUGCUUUUGGGGAGGGGAGGGUGUUGUGUUGGAUUCUGUGCUUGGGCACUCUCGUCUUCCCUCCCCAGCAGCUCUCAAACCCAGCCGCUUCCCAGGACUCUCAGCCGCUGGUCCUGGGGACCUUUGAAGGGCUUGAAACAUCUUUCCUCCUCUCCAGAAGUGGAGACCAAUAAAAUCACUGUGACCCUGCAGCUUUGCUUUGCUUGUGAACCCUG